Messenger RNA from Micropterus salmoides (largemouth bass), 8743 nucleotides. It is a transcript of the gene usp32, whose product is annotated as ubiquitin specific peptidase 32. Lineage: Eukaryota; Metazoa; Chordata; Actinopteri; Centrarchiformes; Centrarchidae. The transcript is spliced from 34 exons. The coding region runs from base 143 to 4996 and encodes 1617 amino acids. Gene Ontology annotation, biological process: protein deubiquitination. Gene Ontology annotation, molecular function: cysteine-type deubiquitinase activity; calcium ion binding. The record is from RefSeq and is a predicted model, not a curated record. Gene Ontology annotation, cellular component: Golgi apparatus.
GCGUCACUGAAAACAUUCACCCGUUCACCACAUACACACACCACCAGGAACCCAUUUCACAAUAAACGGAUAAGGCGAAGAAUACUUCUGGUCAACUCAGUUUAUAACGUUUUUCCUCACAUCGCAAUGAAAUGAGGGGAGCAUGGGGGCCAAAGAGUCGAGGAUAGGAUUCCUGUCGUAUGACGAGGCUGUCAAGAGAGUCACUGAUGUGGAAUUGAAGCGGCUGAAAGAUGCCUUCAAGAGAACCAGCGGCCUCACCUAUUACAUGACCCAGCAGUGCUUCUACAGGGAAGUGCUGGGAGAUGGAGUUCCCCAUAAAGUUGCAGAGGUGAUCUACACCUCAUUUGGAGGCUCGUCCAAAGGGCUGCACUUCAACAAUCUGAUUGUGGGUCUGGUGCUUCUGACCAGAGGACGCGAUGAGGAGAAGGCCAAGUACCUCUUCAGCCUGUUUGCCAGUGAUCUGGGCGGCUAUGCUGCAAGGGAAGACAUAGAAGCUGUUCUGCAGGUCCUUGAUGGGGAAGUCCCAGCCUGCCUCAAGAAGUGCUUCACUGAGGGUGACAAAGUUAACUAUGAGCGCUUCAGGAACUGGCUCCUACAGAACAAGGAGGCCUUCACUUUGUCCAGAUGGCUUCUGUCUGGAGGAGUGUGUGUCACGCUCACCGAUGACAGCGACACGCCCACCUUCUACCAGACCUUGGCUGGCGUCACACACUUGGAGGAGUCGGACAUUAUAGACUUGGAGAAGCGCUACUGGCUGCUGAAAGCCCAGUCCAGAACCGGCCGCUUUGACUUGGAAACCUUUGUCCCAUUGGUCUCUCCUCCCAUCCAUGCCUCACUGAGUGAAGGCUUGUUUCAUGCCUUUGAUGAGAAUCGGGACAAUCACAUCGACUUUAAAGAGAUCUCUUGUGGACUCUCUGCAUGCUGCAGGGGGCCAAUCGCUGAGAGGCAGAAAUUUUGCUUCAAAGUCUUUGAUGUGGACCGCGAUGGGGUUCUGUCUCGAGAUGAACUCCAUGAAAUGGUGGUGGCCUUGCUGGAGGUGUGGAAGGACAAUCGCACAGACACACUUCCUGAGCUGCACAGUAGCGUGUCAGACAUAGUGGAGGAUAUCCUGAAGAUGCACGACACGACCAAGCUGGGUCACCUGACCCUGGAGGACUACCAGAUCUGGAGUGUGAAGAGCGCUUUAGCCAAUGAGUUCUUAAACCUGCUUUUCCAGGUCUGCCACAUAGUCCUGGGGCUCAGGCCUGGUACUCCUGGGGAGGAGGGACAAAUCAUCAGGGGCUGGUUAGAGAGGGAGAGCAGACAUGGGCUGCAGCCAGGCCAGAACUGGUUUCUCAUCUCCAUGUUGUGGUGGCAGCAGUGGAAGGACUAUGUUAAAUACGGCAGUCCCUGCUGUUAUCUUCCUGUCCAGGAGCAUAAGGGCAUCGUGGUGGAGCAGCCGUCCAUCCUGAGCUCAUUGCGAACCCCGAUGGCCACAGCCACUGUGGAGCCCACCCCGCCAGACAAACUGGGAGGACUGGGAACCUUCAGCCCAGUCAGCCCCACUGAGGAGAGGUCACCUGAUGCUGUGUCCAGCGCCUCAGAGGCUACAGAGAUUGCAGCCCUGAGCCCCCAGGUAGCUCCCUCUGCCACAGAGAGCUGUUUUGCCCGUCAGCACAAUGUAUCGGACAACAACAAUCAGUGUUUUUCUGGAGCCAACGGCCACCUCCCCUCCCAGCUGGCAGCACAAAGACCUGGAGCCAUCGACAACCAGCCCCUGGUCACCACUGACCUCAUGAAGGCCCCUACGUUAACCAUGGAGGGUGGCAGACUGAAGCGCUCCUUGCAGCUGGCACCUGGUAGAGACUUUGAGACGGUGCCAGAGCCGGUGUGGCGGGCGCUCUACCACUGGUACGGUGCCAACCUCAGCCUGCCGCGUCCGGUUAUCCUGGAGAGCAAGACAGGCCAAGCAGAGCUCGAGCUCUUCCCCCGCUACCUCCUGUUCCUCCGUCAGCAGCCUGCUACACGCUCCCCCCAGUCCAACAUCUGGGUCAAUAUGGGUAUGACCAGCCUGCGAAUGUUCCCGCCAUAUUUGCCCCCACAAAGAGCAGGUAAUGUGCCAUCCCCCAACGCUCCUCUGAAGAGGAUGUUGGCUUACACAGGCUGCUUCAGCCGCAUGGGAACCAUUAAGGACAUCCACCUCUACCUGUCUCAGAGACUACGCAUCAAGGAGGAGGACAUGAGACUGUGGCUCUACAACAGUGAGAACUACCUCACCCUCCUGGACGAUGAAGAUCACACACUGGAAAGCCUGAAGAUCCAGGAUGAGCAGCAAUUAGUGAUUGAAGUCAGGAACAAAGACAUGAGCUGGCCUGAGGAGAUGUCUUUCAUUGCCAACAGUAGUAAGAUGGACAGACACAAAGUUCCUACAGAGAAAGGAGCCACUGGCCUCAGUAACCUUGGAAACACCUGCUUCAUGAACUCCAGUAUCCAGUGUGUGAGCAACACCAAGCCUCUCACAGACUACUUCAUCUCAGGAAGACACCUUUAUGAGCUCAACAGAACCAAUCCUAUCGGGAUGCGAGGUCACAUGGCCAAAUGUUACGGUGACCUGGUGAUGGAGCUUUGGAGCGGGACACAGAAGAACGUGGCUCCGCUCAAGCUCAGGUGGACAAUAGCAAAGUACGCCCCGCGCUUUAAUGGCUUCCAGCAGCAGGACUCCCAGGAGCUGCUAGCCUUCCUGCUGGACGGCCUCCAUGAAGAUCUAAACAGAGUCCACGAGAAACCCUACGUGGAGCUGAAGGACAGCGAUGGCCGGCCUGACUGGGAAGUGGCCUCUGAGGCGUGGGAGAACCACCUGCGUCGGAACCGCUCCAUCGUGGUGGAUCUGUUCCACGGCCAGCUCAAGUCCCAGGUGAAGUGUAAGACCUGCGGACACAUCAGCGCUCGCUUCGACCCUUUCAACUUCCUGUCUCUGCCCCUGCCCAUGGACAGCUCCAUGCAUCUGGAGAUCACUGUCAUUAAACUGGAUGGCUCCACACCUGUGCGCUACGGCCUGAGGCUGAAUAUGGAUGAGAAGUACACGGGGCUGAAGAAACAGCUGAGUGAACUGUGCAGUCUGAAGCCUGAGCAGAUCCUCCUGACUGAGGUCCAUGCCUCCAACAUCAAGAACUUUCCUCAGGACAACCAGAAGGUCCGUCUGUCUGUUAACGGCUUCCUGUGUGCGUUUGAGAUCCCCGUGCCAGGUUCGCCUACAUCACUGAGCUCACCCACACUGACAGACAUCACCCCGAUAGCCAAUGGCUCAGCUGCUAAUGGGAACCUUGGAAACAAGCCUGUCCUCAUCCCCAACGGUGGGCCCAGCAACAUGUUGCUCUGCAGCCCAGAGACUCCCCUGGCCAACGGGGUCGCCAACGGACACAUCACACCGGUGCAGGAGAGCCCCUUCAUUGGAUACAUCAUCGCCAUGCACAGAAAGAUGAUGCGUACGGAGAUGUACUUCCUGUCAUCUCAAAAGAACCGGCCCAGUCUGUUUGGCAUGCCGCUCAUAGUUCCCUGCACUGUGCACACCAGUAAGAAGGAUCUGUACGAUGCCGUGUGGAUCCAAGUGUCCCGACUGGCCAGCCCGCUGCCCCCACAGGAAGCCAGCAACCAUGCCCAGGACUGUGAUGACAGUAUGGGCUACCAGUACCCCUUCACUUUACGGGUCGUGGGUAAGGACGGCAACUCAUGUGCCUGGUGUCCCUGGUACAGGUUCUGUCGAGGCUGUAUGAUAGAGUGUAGUGAGGACAGAGCCUCUGUAGGAAAUGCUUAUAUAGCUGUGGACUGGGACCCUACAGCCCUGCACCUCCGCUACCAGACCUCCCAGGAGAGGAUUGUGGAGGAGCACUGCAGCGUGGAGCAGUCCCGUCGGGCGCAGGCUGAGCCCAUCAGCCUGGACAGCUGCUUGAAGGCCUUCACCAGUGAGGAAGAGCUGGGUGAGGACGAGCUCUACUACUGCUCCAAGUGCAAGACGCACCGGCUGGCCACAAAGAAGCUGGACCUCUGGAGGCUGCCCCCCAUUCUGAUUGUCCACCUGAAGCGCUUCCAGUUUGUGAACGGUCGCUGGAUCAAGUCCCAGAAGAUUGUCAAGUUCCCGCGGGAGAAUUUCGACCCCAGCGCUUUUCUGGCUCCCAGGGACCUGGAGCAGCACUGCCUCCACUCCCGCAGUGAGAGCGAGGAUCUGCUGAGGGUCGGAGAAGACAACCUGUCCUCCAUCUCUGCACCUGCUGGCUUCUACAACCUGCCCAAAGCCUCCCCUGCCUCUGGCAGGAAGUCAGCACCUUCUCUCAGCCGGACCAGUAGCCCCUCCGGCAGCCCAAAGCCCGGCAGCGGUGGCCGCAGGCCAGCCCGACUGCGCCUGCCCCAACUGGGCAGCAGACACCGCCUCUCCAACAGCAAGGAGAACCUGGAUGGAGCUGCUAAUUUCGAGGCUGAGCCACGGGACAGUGCACCACAGGCAGACACAGAGGGGAACACAGCGGGGGCCGUGGCAUCGGACCUUCCUGGAUCAGGAGAGGCGAUCGCGUCAGAGUCAUCGUGCGGUACUGAGGCGUCCAGCAGCCACUGUGACGUGGUCCUGGUGAACGGUGACAGCAACGGGCUGAGCUCAGACUGCAGCACAGAUAUGAGCAUGGACCCUGACCACACACUGCUACAGCACAGAGACAACAUGUGUCUGGACGCCAUCUACAACCUCUAUGCAAUAUCAUGCCAUUCAGGAAUCAUGGGAGGAGGCCACUAUGUGACAUAUGCCAAAAACCCCAACGAGAAAUGGUACUGUUACAAUGACAGCAGCUGUAAGGAAGUGCACUCUGAGGAGAUCGACACCGACUCGGCUUACAUCCUCUUCUACGAACAGCAGGGGGUGAACUACUCCCAGUUCCUGCCAAAGAUCGAAGGCAAGAAGAUGGCCGACACCAGUAGCAUGGAUGAAGACUUUGAGUCCGACUACAAGAAAUACUGUGUCCUCCAGUGACGGCACCUCGUCUUCCAUCAGCCAGCACUACGCCUGCUCUCUGCUCCCUCCCCCCCACCUGCCUGCUGCUCUGAGCAGGAAGCACCAGAUCAUUGAAGAAUUCUCACAAUCUGCUAAUGACUAGAGUCGGACUGUGGUCUCUGUCUUUAGGGAUGCGUCGCAGCACUUUCUACACUUGAUCGCAAACAUGGAUUCGUGCAGAGGUUUGCCAAGACAACAAUGAAGCCCUGUUGAAAGCACUAAACUGGUGCACUUUGCUGAGCCUGAAAAAACAAACCCCCCCCGCCUCCCCUCAUGUGACCAACCCUCACCAUAAUAUACAUGUGACAUAUACUUGCAUACUAACACAUCUCUGAAUGUAUGCCAGUAUGGCUAAGUCAUGAAGUGAUGUUACUUUGAUAUAGUGCUUUUAUCACUUGUGAUGUCAGAAUGAAAAAACAUUUACACCUGGAGCUGUGUGAUCUGAGCCUUGGGUAUCUUACGUGAAAAAGAAAACUCAUGAGGUCACAGAAUGAAUUCCAGGUGUAAAUGCAAGGCCAGUGAUUAGAUCCAGAUUGAGUUUUAAAUGCCAAGAGCCCAAGAGUUAAGGAACCUAUGUUUGUGUCAUAUUUGAACAUCAGCGUGAUGUUGAAAUUUGGUAUCUAGUACAUUGGAUACUGUGACAAGCUUUUUUUUUUUUUUUUUUAAAGGGUUCUCUAAAGGUUUUAUUAGUGAUAGUGUCAUUAGAGAAAACACAAGUCAUAUGCUACCUCAUCGCUUCACGCACUCUGUUGGCCAACUGUACCCUAAAAGUCUGUGACAGUAUUAAUAAUAAGUACAAUGCUUCCUUCCAGUGUAGGAGUCAUGGUACACACAUUUCAGGACCCCCACCCCUGAAACAAAAAUUCACACAGGUCCUGAUAAGCAAUUAGGCUUUUUUGACAAAACUGUGUUUCAUCCCACAGCUGCCAAAUAUCAUUGAUUUGUGCAAGGUUGACCUGUGUGUAUGCAGAACUUCUCUGAAACUCAAAAAGCUUCAGUGUGAGUCUGGGUUUGUUUUGGACAGGUGCCAUGAUUUCAAAAGCGAGACGCUUAAAGGAAUGAGAUACAGCGUUUAGUGCUUCUUUUUUUUUGCAUAAUGCAAAUGGAUUGUUUUAUAAAAGAUUUAUUUUAUUCCUGUGAUGUUUUUUGUUCUCUUAAGGCAGGCUUCAGCCACUUCAGGUCAGGGAUGAAUAUUUAUCUCAAAGCUACAUCUAGAGGGGUGGACCUUACCUUCACAGUGCUCGCAGUUCACUCCCAACAUGCACCCUUCACCUGCUGUAAUUCGCAACUGUUGAGAUUUCAACUCAUCUGUAAUACUAAUCUUCAGAGGCUCUCCAAUAAGAAGCCAGAACAAGUUGGCACAUUGGGGCUCACUUUAUUGUAGUUAAAAUGGCAGAUAAGUUCUUUCAUUGGUCAUUUUAACAUUAUAUUAUUUAAAGAGUACUCCUUGUACUUAGUUGCAGCUGUAACUCAACUCAACUCAAUACUGAUGCCACAGUGUUCUGAAGUACACCUGUACAUCACUGCAGUGAAGUGAAAACUCUGACAGACAAACUGAUUCUCAGUGGUUAAGUUACCCUCAAGGCCACAUCUCAGCGCUGCCAUAAAUGGAGCACUCAAUGCACACUGAGAUGAACUUGAUUCCCACAAUGGCACCCUGCUAAAUAUCUGUGAAAGCUUCAGUAAUACUUUUCGGUUCUCAAAGCUUAAUUCACUGGGCAGAUCCCUCGGGGUCCCAGACUCUCCCAAAAUAAUUUGAUUAAUUGCAAAUUUGUCUGGUAAUAUGCACUAUUAAAGCCUUAAUUUAUACUAAAUCUUAAGGGUCUGUCCUAUUGUGGCCCUGUGUCAAAAGUGCUUUUAGUAUUUCACUUUGUUAUACUUACAUGGUGCAUAUUCCUAAAGAAAUGUUUUCAUUCAUUUACUAUAAACAUCUAAGCACUGUACCCAAUGAGUAGAGGCCCACAGGCCCUUUUUGCAAUGGCUCCCCCUAAUGGGCUAAUCUGGCCCUGAUGGGUCCCAUAGACCCAAUCAUUUCCUAAAAGGAAGUUGGAUGCCAAUGUAAAGUCAUUUCUGGCAAGAAUGAUUUAAUGUGGCACAAAUUAGAGGGGAAAUGAAGACAUUCAAUUAGUAAUUCAUUCUAGUUAAUUGCUUGUCUAAUUUAGCAACAGGCAAGCAUUCAUUUGCAGCUUUAUGGAGAGUAACAUUGCCAAUGUUAAAUUGAUAAUGCAUAAAAAUAUUUUUAAUGUGUAAUUUCAGUUUGGGUUGUUUUUAAGGAUUUUCUGCUAAUCAACAAUUGCUGAAAUGCUCUGUUCCUAAAUUUCAGACCUAUACGAUAUAGUCUGCCCCAUUAACUGAUAUCAGAUGCCCUGUUUGCUGUUCAUUUAUGCUUUGACAGGAACCAAAGCCUGCUGAAUCUCUACUGAGAGCUGCAGUAUGUGUCUGGACUCUAGUCAGACCUGUAAAAGCACCACUACAUCACUGGAACCAACGUUUAGAGUACCAUCUGUCUUCUGUGUGCUUAGUCUAAAUAACGGUUUCAUGCACAUUCUAAGUUCUGGUCCUCGUUUUAUCUGAAGGUUUGGUUCCUUGAUGUGUGUGAUGUUGGUCAGUUUGAAAUGAACAAAGCCAUGUUUGUGUGGAAUCCAGUGGCAGGGCUUUGUGUCUGGUGUAGCAGCACGUGUGGGCUCAGUCUAAUCACUGUGAACAGACAGCAGACGGUCAGCAGCUCCCGACGCCUCCCCGCUUUGUCUUCUAGAUAACAGGAGAGGAAUCUGUGUUCACCCCCCUUUGUUUUUUUUUUUAGCUGCUGUAUUUAUGAGGAAAGGGCGUCGUGGAUGUAUUUGGAGCAAUUUCUGUCACUGAGUGAAACUUUAUUUUCCUUUGCAGAGUACGUUUGUUGAACAAAUGGAAAUGUACAGAUGAGCACUUUUUUUUGCUUUGCUCAGCUCUUUCUUUCCUCCACCCUCCUGCCUUUGCACCGAUCUUUAGACGAUGUCCAGUUUGUGUCCGUGUUUGACAUGUCAUCCCAUGGCUCAAAGGGAAACCUUUCCUAAGGAUUUGUCUCUUUGAGAACCCAGAUAAUGUUUGCUUUAUUUAAAGGUGCAAUAGCGGUCAACUGUCUUUAUUUUUUGUCUGUGAAUGUUCCCUCAAAUGACUUGUGUGUUGCUAAGCAUAAACGUGGUUUAAAAUGUAUUGGCAAAAAUGCAACUUAAAUUUGGGGUUAUUUCAGCACAAUUUAGUUAAUCCAGGAACAAUGACUUUCUGCCCAAAAGAAGUGAAGUUUCAUGCUGAAAUUGGGCAAACACGGGUCCUGUGAACCAAAGGGAUACUAUAUGAUGUUCUCCCCCUCCAAAAGCCCAGCCCACCUGCCCCCAGCCUCCCCCACUCCCAUUAUAAUAGUUCUGAUUGUGGGCAGGUAGUGCUAUCUACUACUGAGCUGUCUGUCAGUUUCCUCUUUUUAUUUAAGUUCAUGUCUGUCGGAUCUGAACCAGAGUUGUUAAUUUAAAGAACUGUUUUUGUAAUGUGUUUGUUGAAAGAAAGUGACAUUGCACUGACAUGAAAACAUGUACAUAAAAAAAUGUGUUUUGUAAAUAAGCCAAUGAAAGCUAUGUAUUUGAAUAUGAACUGUACAAAAUACUGUACUUGUAGUUGUAUAUGGAGUGAUUCUGUUGAUCUGUAACAAAAUAUCCAAGCAACAAAUUAAAUUCUGCAGAGGAAACGACGACA